CUUGGCCAGCUGGCGAGCUACUAGGCCACCGCGAAGUCUUGCAAAAGCUCAAAUGCGCAACGCCCGCCGUUGAGGUUGCACGCGAAUUUGAAUUGCCGCCGCGGAUCAGUGGCUGAAAAGUGUUUCAAAAGGCGAGAGAGUUUCUUGCCCAAGUGAUCGCAGUGAAAACCGAAUUUGGCACAAAAAGAGCCCAGUGAAAUUGCUAGUGAAAAUUGCUAAUUUCAUAGCACCGGCCAGCUGUGCACCUGGAUUAAAGCACAUACCGCUGGAAAUCGAAACCGAAAACGAAACUAAAGCCAAAACACAAGCCAAUCAAAUAGUUUCACUUUUUAUUGGAUUAGCCGCAGCAGCAGCAGCAGCAGCAGCAACUCAUCUCAAUUAAACAGCCGACGCAGCUGAAAACAGGAAAUUUUUUGGCAACUCUUGGAUGCCCGAAAAUGGCACACUAUGAUCAACGUUGGCUGAAACUCUUCUCCGGCUGCCUUUUCCUCUUCUUGCUGGCUCUGCCGGUUUUGGAGGCCAAGCGAUCGAAUGCCAAUCUCACGGCCUGCCAGCACUUAAGACGCUCGGAGACGAGAAGAGCCAAGGCCCUGCAAUCGGGAUUCGAAGGACCAUCCAUUCGAGUGCCGCGCUGCCAGAAGAACGGUGACUUCGAUACCAUCCAGUGUGAGAAUGAGAAAGCUGGCCGGGAUUGCUGGUGUGUGGAUGAGUAUGGCGUGGAGCUGCCGGGCAGUCGCAAUGAGACGCGAUCGGGAGUCGUUUGCUCGGAGCCCAAGCACUGUGCCGCAUCCGCCUGCCGCAUGUUCUGCCCCUCGGGAUUCGCCCGUGAUCCUGACACCGGCUGCUCCGUUUGCCGCUGCCGUGAUCCCUGCGACGGCUUAGAGUGUCCACGUGGACAAUCCUGCCAGCUGCAGGAGGUGCAGUGCAAAUCGGAGCCCUGUCCGCCAGUGCCCACCUGCAAGAAGGCCAGAUCACUGGCCAAUCUCUGUCCAGCUGGUUUACCCCUUGCCAUCGAUGAUACGGCGAGACCCUUCCUCUGUGGCCAGGAGCCGGGCAAGCCACAGUGCCCACCACUCUACCAGUGCCUGGUGGAGUCCGGCAACGACUACGGAGUGUGCUGUCCCAGUGCACUGACCUUCCAGAAGCCCGGCAUCUGUCCGGCUCCGGAUCAAUCGCAGUACACCGAGCGCACGGGUUACAUGUGCGGAUCGCCGUGCUCCCACGAUCUGGAGUGCCGGAACAUGGAGAAGUGCUGCUACACCAAGGGAUGCCAGUUUAAUUGCCAGCAGCCGGGAAAUGUUACGGGCUGUCAUCAGGCCAAGGCUCUGGCCGACAUCCUGUCCAUCAAUGAGCGCGAGGGACGCGGUUAUGUGCCCGAGUGCAACGGUCCUGGUGGUCAGUUCUCGCCGAGACAGUGCUCCCGCAAUGGACUCGUCUGCUGGUGUGUGGAUCCCCGAACGGGACACAAGAUCAAGGAGACCAUGGGGGCGGCCAACAAUGUGAACUGUGAUGGCUGGGAAAACAUGAUCAGCAGGUCCUACGCCAGGAGUUUCCAGAUGGAGCAGUGCGAUACCAACAUCUGCGCCGCCGUCUGCGAGUAUGGAUUCAAGAACGACCACAAUGGCUGUCCCACCUGCGAGUGCUCCGAGCCCUGCGAUGGCUUCAAGUGCUCCAUUGGCUCCCAUUGCGAGGUGGCCACCGAUCCCUUGUGCGAAUCCGGCUCUUCCCUCUGCGCCUCCUGGCCCGUCUGCAAGCCCGACCUGGUCUACUCCAAUCCCUGCGAUGUGGGAACCCCCCUCUCAGACACCGCCACCGGGGAGGUGAUGUACUGCUUUGAGGAUCGUCAAGGGCGCAGCUUCCAGCCCACAGCCUUUUUUGAACCGGAGCCAGAGGCGCAGUCGAAGCAAGGUCGAUCCAUGAGCAACAGGAUUAUGUGCCCGGAGCAGUACAAGUGCACCAAACUGCAUCGAGAAACGGAGAAUGUGUGCUGUCCAGUGCCGGAGAAGCCAACUCCAACGGAGGAGGGAUCGCAUCAGCAAACCAUGUGCGAAUACUUGAGGGACUUUUCGGAACGAAUGGAGGGCACUGAGGAGGGCAUGCAGCUGGCUGUUCCCUCACCACGUUGCACCACCGAUGGAGAUUACGAGGGUCGCCAGUGCCAGCUGAAGAAGAUCCGAGUUACUCGCGCCGAGCAACGCAAAAUUCUGGAGGAGAACACCAUUCGCCGGAUGAGGAUGCUGCUGGCCAGUGCUGCUCCAAAGCGAUCCAGGAGAGACCUGGAACGCCUGAAGCUCUACCGCGUGGAGGACAGUGCCCUCAAGGUGCAGGUGGCUGCUCCCGUCAUGGGUCGCAGUGCCAAGGUGAUAGACAUGGGUGCGGAUCGCCAGCAGGGAUUGGGUCAGCUCUUCGAGACGGAGUUCAAGAAGGUGGCCUCGGCCACCAAGAGGCCGCCGGAGAACGAGGACGAGCUGGUGGAAAUGGAAGUGGAGCAAUGCUGGUGUGUGGACAGCUUUGGCACGGAGAUACCCCGAUCUCGUGGCUAUAACGUCAGCGAGGAGACCUGCCGCAGCUUAAGGGAGGAUCUGGAUUGCCUAGAUCUCACCUGCAGAAUGGGUUGCGAAUAUGGUUUUGCCCUGGAUCCGGAUACCCGUUGCCCCGCCUGCCAAUGCCGAGAUCCCUGCGAGGGCGUGGCCUGUGGUUCUGGCAAGGAAUGCCGCGUGGUGGAUGUCAGCUGCGAGGGUGAAUACUGCCCUCCAGUGCCCGCCUGCCUGCCCAGAAAGCCGGGACAGUGCCCUUAUCUGGUUCCCCCGGGUCCGGAUAACCUGGAUGCCAAUACCUGUGCGUACGAGUGCCGCACGGACGCCCAUUGCGAAGGAGCCCGGCGUUGUUGCUCCAAUGGAUGCGGCACCCAGUGCGUGGAUCCUCAACUGAAGACAGCCUGUCAGCAUCUGCAGGCCAUACAACUGCAUCAGAGUUCCGAACUCGGAAUUCCCGCCCGCCAAAUGGCAGUGGCCCAAUGUGAUUCCAAGAAUGGCAAAUGGGAGGAGGUGCAGUGCUCACCCGACGGUCACUGCUGGUGUGUGGAUGUUCAGGGCAAGAUCCUGCCUGGUACAAAGGUGAAGUCACCCGAAACACCCAAGUGCCAGGAGAACUCCAGUUUCGCCUGUCCAAAGACGAACUGCAGCCUCCAGUGCGAAAGUGGCUACCAAAUGGAUACGAAUGGUUGUCCCACUUGCGAAUGUAGAAACUACUGUCAGGAGGUGAGCUGCUCGGCGCACGAGGAGUGCCAGCUGAUCUCCGUGGAGUGUGUGGACACUCCCUGUCCCAAGAUGCCCAUCUGUGUGCCUCGUAGGGCCUCCGUCUGCCCCGAGGGUAAUCCCCUCCAGCAAGGCGACCUGGACAUGAGCUGUGGACCCCAUAAUGAGCACGAAGUGUGUCCCACCACCCACUCCUGUCAGCUGAAUCCGGUCAACAAUCGAGGUGUUUGCUGCUCCAAGACCCGGGAUGUGUGCUUCGAGUCCAUGGAUAAUGGUUGUCUGGCCGUUGGGAAAUCGGAGAGGAAUAGCACUCGCUACAGGUUUAGUCCCAAGGCCAACAAGUGCCUCCCUGUGAUCAUCGAUUCCGAGGCACCCGCCUGCCAGACCAAGAACCUCUUCCACAACGAACUGGCCUGCAACUCCGUGUGCCCAGUGCUCACCCAGUGCGAGCGGCUGAAGCUGAAGAACAGUCUGGCCGCCCAGCGAACCGGACACUCCUCCGUGUGGUUCCAGCCACGUUGCGAUCCCGUCACCGGUCACUGGAGUCCAGUUCAGUGUCUGGGCAAACAGCCCCAACCCUCGGACACACGCCACACGGAGAUUGUGAGUCGCGCCUUUGCCUCCGAGCCGGCUUCCGCUGGCGAGGAUGCGCCCGGAGUUUGCUGGUGUGCGGACAAGAAGGGUGCUCCCUUGAAGGGAACCCUCACCCGCGAAACUGAACCCAUCUGCAACAGCCGACAGGCUCGUAAUCGCAAGAUCGAUGUCGGAGAUCCGCUGAUGGAGCAACUGAUUGCCCAGCUCACCCAACUGAACGAUGUGGCCAGCGAGGAUGUGGAUUUCGACGAGCUGGAGGCUAGGAUUCUGCCCGCCACCGCCGGAGCAGCGGAGUCCAGUGUCACGGAGAGGGUUCUCGAGCUGGCCAACUCGCUGCUGGACUCCCAGCUGUCCGUGGAGCAGGCCACCCUCAAGCCCAUGGAGCUGAAGACCACACGUUGUCGAGCUCUGGCGGAGACGGCACCAUUCCCGGUAAGCUGCGAUGAGGCGGGAGCCUUCCGCCCGCUGCAGUGCAACGGCAGGAGCUGCUGGUGCGUGGAUGCGGCCGGAAACCAAUUGCAGUCCACCCACAUCUUUGGAGCCGGCGAUCGGCGCUGCAGUCAUGUGCCCAUCGAGGCGGUGGCCAUCGAACUCCAUCUGACCAACAGCAGUGGCCGGAGUGUGAGGAAUGCCUACGAUACCAUCCGAAGGGAGCUGCAGCAGCUGCUCGGCGGCGAGUCCGUGGAGAACCUGCGCGUGCAGGAGAACUUCGAUGGCUCCGCCAUUGUCCGCUUUGAGCUGCACAACGAGGCCAAGGUGGACCUGGCCUUCGCCAUCGAAGCGGCCAUUUCCGCCGGCGACUUCCGCUUGGCAGGCGGCCACUUCCGGCCGGAUUUGACCCGCUCCCACUUUGUCCACCGAAGUGCUGUGGUUCCAGUGGCCCAGGCGGCCACCGCCCAGGAUGAGUCCAUCCAGCUGGUGCUCUUCAUCAUGGCCACCAGUUCCGCCUUCCUGGUCAGCAUAUUUGUGGUCUAUGUCAUGCUGAAACGCAGCCGCAACCUCAAGGCCGCCAAUCCGUAUGUGAAGGGAGGCGGCGGGAGCGGCGACAAGCCCGUGGACUACUCCGCACCCAUCUUUGUGCUGGCCGCCAACGACAUGGACGCCCAGCUGGACAGCAUCAAGGGGUUCAAGGCGUAGGCUCUGCCUUUGUUGAGUUAUCUAAAUCAAUUUGUAAAUAAAAGAGAGCAAAUUUAAGAUUUACUUUUAGGGGGGAGAGGUGUUGGAGACCCUGAUUCCGCCCCAACCAAGCCAAAAGGGGAGUGCGACUAGCGGGGCCCCCACUAUCGAAUACUUAUCGCAUAUGUUCUAGCAACCUAAGACGAUUAAUUUAUGAAUAAAGCUUUAAAAUUAAA
Molecule: messenger RNA, 5203 nt
Organism: Drosophila biarmipes
Lineage: Eukaryota; Metazoa; Arthropoda; Insecta; Diptera; Drosophilidae
Exons: 6
Coding region: 438-4988 (1516 amino acids)
Biological process (GO): cell-matrix adhesion
Cellular component (GO): basement membrane; extracellular region
Molecular function (GO): serine-type endopeptidase inhibitor activity
Source: RefSeq, a predicted model, not a curated record